Symbiodinium sp. CCMP2592 is the source of this 2265-nucleotide messenger RNA. The record is from the annotation of a GenBank genome assembly. Lineage: Eukaryota; Dinophyceae; Suessiales; Symbiodiniaceae.
AUGGCAGACUCGAAGGUGAAGGACAUGGGCCUGGCCGAGUUCGGCCGUAAGGAGCUCACUCUGGCAGAGCAUGAGAUGCCUGGCCUGAUGGCGGCACGCAAGGAGUUCGGCCCCUCGCAGCCUUUCAAGGGCAUGAACAUCAACGGCUCCCUGCACAUGACCAUCCAGACCGGCGUUCUGAUCGAGACGCUGGCUGCCCUGGGUGCCAAGGUGCGUUGGUGCUCGUGCAACAUCUUCAGCACGCAGGACCACGCAGCGGCUGCCAUUGCCAAGGCAGGCACUUCCACGGUCUUCGCGUGGAAGGGCGAGACGCUGCCCGAGUACUGGUGGUGCACGGAGCAGAUGAUGACCGUGCCGGGAGCUGAUGGCUGCGACCAGCUGGUGGAUGACGGCGGCGAUGCCACUCUGCUGAUCCACAAGGGCAAGGAGUUCGAGGAGAAGUUCGCCAAGGACGGCAGCCUGCCAGAUCCUUCCAGCACGACCAACGCCGAGUUCAAGUGCAUCUUGCAGUUGCUCAAAGACUCGAUCCAGGUGGACAAGACCAAGUACACCCGCAUGGCGGCCAAGUGCAAGGGUGUCAGCGAGGAGACGUUGCGGGUCUUGGGUGCUGAUUUCGGAGCGAUUUGUGAAAGUGCAAAGGUUCUGCAUGAGGAGACCACCACCGGUGUCCACCGCCUGCGCGAAAUGGCGGCCAAGGGCGAGCUGCUCUUCCCGGCCAUCAACGUCAACGACUGCGUUACCAAGAGCAAGUUCGACAACGUGUACGGCUGCCGUCACUCCCUGCCGGACAGCAUCAUGCGCGCCACGGACGUGAUGAUCGGCGGCAAGCGUGCCCUCGUGGCCGGCUACGGCGAUGUGGGCAAGGGCUGCGCCUUCGCCAUGCGCGGAGCCGGCGCACGGGUGCUGAUCACCGAGAUCGACCCCAUCUGCGCGCUGCAGGCGUGCAUGGAGGGCUUCCAGGUCGUGACCCUUGAGGAGUGCGUGGGUGAGGUGGACAUCUUCACCUCCGCCACUGGCAACUUCAAGAUCAUCACCCUGGAGCACAUGAAGAAGAUGAAGAACAACGCCAUCGUGUGCAACAUCGGCCACUUCGACAACGAGAUCGCCAUGGAGGAUCUGGAGAAGUGCCCUGGCAUCAAGGUGGAGAACAUCAAGCCGCAGGUGGAUCGCUUCGUCUUCCCGGAUGGCCACGGCGUGAUCGUGCUGGCCUCCGGCCGCCUUGUGAACCUUGGCUGUGCCACCGGCCACCCUUCCUUCGUGAUGUCUUGCUCUUUCACCAACCAGGUGCUGGCCCAGUUGGACAUCCUGGAGAACUGCACCAAGGCUAAGAACUACGAGAACGAUGUGUACCUGCUGCCCAAGAAGCUGGAUGAGAAGGUGGCCGCACUCCACCUGCCAUCGCUGGGUGCCAGCAUGACGAAGCUGAGCAAGGAGCAGGCCGACUACAUCGGCGUGCCUGUUGAGGGGCCUUUCAAGCCGGACCUGGACGAGGUCUUCUUGGAGGUCGGUCGCCGAUACCCCGGGCGCUCGGUGGCGCUCGUGGGUUUCUCCUGCGGCUCCUGUUUUGCAGUGCGAUACGCGGUGGUCCGCGCUCACCUAUCUGCGUGGGCAAAGGAUGCUGAGGGUGGAUUGUCCAAGACAAUUCCGCGACUCCUCUGCGUGGUCAGCUACGACAACGGCUACUGCAUAGACAAGGCUCCUGCCAGAGUGCCGAGACCAUACUGUUGGGCCUUGGACAUAGCAUUUCGAUAUCAGUACGUCUUCCGGCACUAUGCCACAUGGUUGCAGAAGUCACGCUCCUGCGCGCAGGUCGUCGAGGCCGCGAUGAGCCCGACGCGCAGCUUCAUGGAGGUGUACUAUGACGUCACAAAGCUCGCAGGCUUCGGCUGCAGAAAGAAGUGGCGCGACAAGCAGCAGUCUGUUCUCGGAGAUGUGGACCUGCCUUGCUUGCUCGUCAACUCGCGGGAUGAUCCCAUCUCUGUCUGGGACAACGUGGAGGACCAUCGCGCCGAAAUUGAGAGCAACCCUUAUCUUGCGUUGGCAGAUCUGCGUCGUGGUGCCCACGGGUGCAAGUUUGGCUUCCUGGGAUUCCGAUCCGUUGGGAACAAGAUGAUCGCCGAGUUCGUACUCGCUGCCGCCGCCGAGCUGAAGCAGGCUCGCGACCAAGCUCUGAAGCAAUCGGGCUUGAGCAGGAGCAGGUCUGUGUCGUUCUGCUUUGAUGAUUCCCCCACCCGGGCAGCCAAGGGGCUAGGGGCUGGAGGAUGA